ACACGUGUCACGUGACACCAACAAUUUUUGCAAACAUGGCGGACGUUGAAGUUACGAAGUCUUUGAGCGGUCUGUUAAAUGGAAUCGCUCAAAAAAUGUUUUUCAACAACGACGAGAUCACAGAGGAGCUGCUGAAAAGUGAGCUGUUCCCGGAGCUGCCGCAGGACGAGUUCAGGGCUCUGCACGACAAAAUGAAAGGCCUCCUAAAGUCCAUUUCCACAGCAGACAUGGACCACGCUCAGCUGGAGGCCUUCCUCACAGCGCAGUCUAAGAAGCAGGGUGGCGGCGGGGUGAGCGCCGAGCAGGCCGCCGCCCUCUCCCGCUUCUGGAAGAGCCAACGAGUCCGCGUGCGGGAGCGGCUGCUGGCUCAGAGCCGCUGGGAGCCCAGCCUCAGGGGCCUCUCCUGGAGGGUGGACCUGCAGGCCGCCAGCCGCCAGAGAGACACGGAGCACGGGGGCCCAGUCGCCCUGAUGGAGCUGGAACUCAGCAGAACCGGACAGGACUCAGAGUUUGUAUGUGUGGAGUUCAAUGAAGCCAAAGUCAACGAUGUUCUGAAAAAACUGUCCGACAUCCAGGAAAGCAUCGACAGAAUUGUUCACAGAACCUGAAAGCUGCUGAGCGGCAGCGCUCUACUGCGCCCCCUUCCUGCAAGGCUGAGUACUGCAACAGAACUUCCAGGACCGGUUUUCACACACUGAGAGGAUGCACGUUUGCAAGACUUUGACAGCAAAUGUGCAAAAGUGAUAAAAGUGUGCAAAUGUAUGCACAUAUGCAGUUUUGAACAAAUGUACAUUUAUAUCUUCUUUUGAAUGUGAAGCUGCUCAGAAAGCAGUAAUCUGUUGAUUCCAGCUCAGACCAUUCAAUGAUGAGGAUCAGUAUUUAUUUGGGAAAACAUUUUUAAAGCUAAAGUGGCACAUGGUUUAACACUCAAUAUUAUUGUAGAUUUAUAUCAUGGCCACAAGUACUUUGGAGCACACCUCAACUUAAAAAGGUAAAAGUUUCCCCUAAAUGUAAAGAUUUACUUAGUUUGUUUUUGAAAUAUUGUUGUCCCAUAACAUUCCUAAGAAUCUCAUCAUGUCCAACACCUUAGACAUUUAUUUUGCCUGUGAAUAAAUAACAUUUUCAUAUGUCAAGUGGUAAAAAGUAUUGUGUUUCUUAAAAAUAUGUGUUUCUUUUAGAAGUCAAAUGUAUAUUUUGUCCCCUAACAAGUUUGCAGAAAGCCCACAGCAUGUGGCGGUACUUAUCUUUUCCAUAAUGACAACAAACAGAGUAGAAAGACGGCAUUAGUGGCUGCUGUGACCUUUACGGCUCGUGUGCUGCAUUAGGUUGUUGGCAUAUAAACAUGUUGCAGGCACUGACUGUAUAUGAGGACUGGACCGAGUGAGUGUGACAUCAUGCGUAGAAAAUGGCUUACUUCGGCUUCAACAAAAUAAAGUCAAUUCAGGUGCAAAUUUUUUUUGGCGAUAUCGACGCCGUCAUGUUAGAGCAAGACGAUAGUUUCUACGGCAACGUCUCUCACCAAUCAGGAAGGAGCUUGUUGGUAGGCCACUCCUCUUUCACUGGAAAGCUGGUUCAUGUACAGUAAAUGGGUGUUUGGUUGAGGAUAUGCUGGUGAACAGUGACGAACAAAGAAAGAGUCCUGAUUCUCUUUCAGAAUCUACUGGAAUUACGUUAGUCGUGAUAACAGUUGAAAAGUUACAGUACGCUAAAGAUUUUCUGUUUCAGCGUCACCGGCGAGGCCUCAGGUGUUAAAGGGUUAACCACUCCUGACAUGACACUAAAUUAGGAAGCAGGAUUUCCUUUUUCAGUCCUCCAAAAUGCACACAUGCCAGAUGAAUCAGUAAAAAGAUGAUUAAAUCUAGUGUCAGAAAUGUUUAUUAUUAGAAUACAUUGAAAGCACAUGUUCUUAUCGUCUGCUGCACGGCAGUACUUCUAGUUUUUGUUCAGAGGCAAAGUUCUUAAAUGAGAGAAAUGCAUAAUAAGUGCGAGUACAUUUAACACAUACAUUUACAAGAUUUUUUCUACAGUAAAAAAUCUUACACAUAUAGGAACUUAUUUCUUACAAAUUUCUAAAAUUUUACUAGUUAAAAAAUGAAUACAAACUGUUAAAAUGAACAAAAACAGUCCAGAUUAGUCCAUCCUAGUUUAUUUUAUUUUUACGUAUGUUUAAAAAUGUUUACCUUUGAUUUCAAAGAAAAUACCUUUAAAACAUCAUUGCUUUGAAAACCUUUCAGUUUCUCUUCUUCUUCUCUAAAAACAAUUGGUGUAAUAAAGUUUACUCUUUCCUUCUUAUCUUGUUCCUUUCAGACCACCGAGCAAAGGUGAAGAACAGCUCUUUACCUUUGUUCUCUGAAUGCUGAUAUCUGUAGAUACAGUAUGUAUACAUACAAUGUUCCUUUAACUGUGACAAAAGCCUCCUACCAAAAUAAAAAAAAAAUCCUA
Messenger RNA from Oryzias melastigma (Indian medaka), 2442 nucleotides. RefSeq names its product copper metabolism (Murr1) domain containing 1 (gene commd1). The transcript has 3 exons. NCBI's taxonomy places the organism in Eukaryota, Metazoa, Chordata, Actinopteri, Beloniformes, Adrianichthyidae. The coding region runs from base 36 to 608 and encodes 190 amino acids. Gene Ontology annotation, biological process: regulation of proteasomal ubiquitin-dependent protein catabolic process; negative regulation of protein localization to cell surface; positive regulation of protein ubiquitination. The record is from RefSeq and is a predicted model, not a curated record. Gene Ontology annotation, cellular component: endosome.